This is a messenger RNA of Paraglomus brasilianum, 591 nucleotides long. NCBI's taxonomy places the organism in Eukaryota, Fungi, Glomeromycota, Glomeromycetes, Paraglomerales, Paraglomeraceae. The record is from the annotation of a GenBank genome assembly.
AUGCGUAAUGAGUAUGUUGUCGCAAUACUCCACACAGCACUACAUAUUGUUGGGGACAGUACAGAAAAAGAGUUUAGCAUGCGUCCACAACAAGAAAUCAUCGGGGAAGAAAGUUCCGGGCGUGUCGACUAUGCAAUUAAGGCUCACUAUCUAUAUCUUGUUCUUUCUCUUGGCUAUCAUCUUUCGAGAGUCGGAUCUCAACAGCAAAACCACAAGCCCCUUCGUAACCUCGCAAAACCGGUAAACGAGACCUUUAGUACAAAGGAAAUUCGUCCACGACGAACUACUUGUGAAAGUAGCAGUUCGAUUCUGAGGAUCUUAUUUGCAUUACGGAGGAUAAACUCCUAUGGGGUUUGCACAGAACAUCAAACAGCUGGAGAGUUCGUUCGAAACCAACUAGAAAAAACUCCUGGCGAAAUUGCGCAGGCAAGCGAUACCGCCCUUACUAUCGAAUUUACCAAGAAGGCCUUGGAAAAAAAUUCGGAGGAAUACGAAGCAUUGUGUAAGGGCGUGAAAAAGGAUAGGGCAUGUGUUGGAAAAUCGCCGGCUACAAAAAGGGCUAGGGUUGAGGGAUACCGCACUAAAAAAUGA